ACUCCUGAAUGUUUGCAGAAUGUCAAUAGUAAACCAUGGAGUUGGAGCUGAGGGACUGCUGGCUGCUCAAAGUGUGCUUGGUAGCUCUGCGGACGAGUUCGGGAACGACGGCAGAAUUGAACAGCUUUGGGCCAUGAAGGCUAUGGACCACGCCGAGGUUUAUUUUAACCUUCUCUGUUCUGUUGAACCGUCCAGGCUUAAACUAACAGGAUCCCAGGAGAGUGAUGAUGCAAUAUAUAGAGAGUUCCGGGAUACAUUCCCAAACCUUAGCUUGGUAAAACUCACGGAGGCUGAUCUGAAGUCGGAGGACGCCAAGGCCGUGUGGAGGUUGUUUGCAGACAAUCAUCAUCAUAUUGAGGAUUUUAGUCUGGGAGCUCUCCUCCGGCUAGAUGCCUCCGAGGACUACUCCGAAAGCAAUACUAUAAUCUCAAUUAAAAUCCAGUUCCUUGCUAUAGAGAUAGCGCGCAACCGGGAGGGAUUGAAUGAUGGGAUCCGAGGAAAAUUUAAACCCGUUGAACGGAAAGCUCGCGCGAAAACAUCCGAGUUACCAGGGACGACCCGAGGCGGAGCAGUGAUGUCUGAGAUAGAACACGAGCUCCAGCAGAUUAUUGGUGGUCAACAUCAUCUCAUGAGCUGAUGCGUCCAUUGAUCAACCUUCUGUUCUAUUUUCUUGAUAUUUUUCUCGUUUUUUCAGAAAA
This is a messenger RNA of Eurytemora carolleeae, 698 nucleotides long. RefSeq names its product protein PBDC1. The record is from RefSeq and is a predicted model, not a curated record. The transcript is spliced from 3 exons. Lineage: Eukaryota; Metazoa; Arthropoda; Copepoda; Calanoida; Temoridae. The coding region runs from base 20 to 637 and encodes 205 amino acids. Gene Ontology annotation, cellular component: cytoplasm.